Macroventuria anomochaeta is the source of this 1144-nucleotide messenger RNA. RefSeq lists its product as uncharacterized. The transcript has 3 exons. Gene Ontology annotation, biological process: regulation of DNA-templated transcription. The coding region runs from base 17 to 997 and encodes 326 amino acids. The record is from RefSeq and is a predicted model, not a curated record. Lineage: Eukaryota; Fungi; Ascomycota; Dothideomycetes; Pleosporales; Didymellaceae. Gene Ontology annotation, molecular function: histone acetyltransferase activity.
CCCGCCUUCUCUCCCAAUGGCCGCAGAUGUGUCCAUGGAGAAUGGCAUAUUUCUGAGCCCCGCGCCUCGUGCCGUCGAUAAGCCGGCGGCGACCCCAAACGUUCUUGAGGUGGUCUUUGGCUCGCUGUUGAUCAAACCAUGGUACCCGUCAUUCUACCCUGAGGAGCUUGUUGGCCGUAAGGUGGAGCGCCUAUACGUAUGCCAAUGGUGCUUCAAGUACACCAAGGAGCUCACAGGCUUCAUCAAACAUCUCAGAGCUUGCCUGCUACGCAGCACAGAACCACCGGGCAACCACGUAUACACGUCAAACGGCUACUCACUCUACGAGAUCGACGGCGAGAAGAACAAGCUCUACGCGCAGAACCUCUGCCUCUUCGCCAAGCUCUUCCUCGAUACAAAGUCUGUCUUCUACGACGUCACGACCUUCCUCUACUACCUCCUCAUCGCGCACAACCCCACGCCGAGCAUACCGAACACACAACUAGAUGACGACGCGCCGGUUGGUCAGAACCAAGUCGUCGGCUUCUUCAGCAAGGAGAAAAUGAGCUGGGACAACAACAAUCUGGCGUGUAUAUUGGUUUUCCCGCCCUGGCAGAAGCAAGGCCUGGGUCAGAUUCUUAUGGGCGCGAGUUAUGAGAUGAGUAAGAGGGAGGGACGGCUUGGUGGGCCUGAGAAGCCACUCUCUGACCUUGGUCACCUGGCAUACGUGCACUACUGGUCGCAAACCCUCGCACGUACGCUACUCUCUUGUCCCUCGAAGAAGACUUUGACUGUGCACGACCUCGGCCAGAAGACGUUCAUCGUACCUGACGAUAUAUUAGCGACACUACAAGCUAUGGAUGUGCUGGAGCACAAGAAGAGGGGCGGCGCGGAGGCGGUCAUCAAUAAGGCGAAGGUCAGGGCUUGGGUGGAGAAGCACAAAGUAGAUCUUCGAAGUCCGGUCGAUUCUGAAGCGUUCGCGUUGAGAGAUAGGAGCAGGAGUGAGAGUGCGGAGUAGGAGGCACACCUGUACAGGUGGAGGAGGUCAAGUUCAGGCGUUUUCUUAAGAUACCCCAGUUUUUGUUGCAAUUUACAUAUAAGACGCGAUCCAACGUGCAAUCAAGGCAAGCUACCUUAUCGCCCUCAUUGAGCCAGUUAGAGUUGC